Messenger RNA from Nicotiana attenuata, 1163 nucleotides. Its product is annotated as ycf54-like protein. NCBI's taxonomy places the organism in Eukaryota, Viridiplantae, Streptophyta, Magnoliopsida, Solanales, Solanaceae. The transcript is spliced from 3 exons. The coding region runs from base 116 to 748 and encodes 210 amino acids. The record is from RefSeq and is a predicted model, not a curated record.
GCAGUAGAUAAGGUAGGAUCAGGGUUUGUUGUAUUUUCCUUUCUACUCUAUCAUUCUUCAUAGCCCAAGAUAUAUAAAAACCAGACACAAAAGGGAAAGCCUUUAACCACUCAUUAUGUUAGCUUCAACAGCUCUGAAUCUGGGUUCAUUAGGCAGUUGUAUAGUGAAUGUGUCAGCCCACAGUUGCCAUCUACAGUCGCUGCCAUUCUUGGCAUUACCAAAUCCUAUAGUCAAGCCUUUUCAUGGAAGCUGGAAAUUAACUACACCAUUCAAGACUGCCGUUGCUGCUGUUGAUUCCUCUCAACCUGCCCAAAAGCAAGACACAGAAAGGAAGAAGUACUAUUUUCUUGUUGCAAAUGCCAAAUUCAUGCUGGAUGAAGAGGAGCAUUUCCAGGAGCAAUUGUUUGAACGUCUUCGUCUCUUUGGAGAGCGCAACAUGGAGCAGGAUUUCUGGCUUUUGAUUGAGCCAAAAUUCUUGGAUAAAUUCCCUAAUAUUACCAAGAGACUGAAGAGACCUGCAGUAGCUCUUGUCUCAACAAAUGGCCCUUGGAUCACGUUCAUGAAGUUGAGACUAGACAGAGUUUUGCAGGAGAGCUAUGAAGCUGACAGUCUAGAAGAAGCUUUGGCAUGUACUCCUGUUAGUCUUAAGUUUGAAAAGCCAGAGAAGUGGGUAGCGCCAUACCCAAAGUAUGAAUCAGAGUGGUGGACGCCUUUCUUACCCCCUGGAUCUCAGACAUCAAAGGUGUGAGUAGCAAUCCUUCUACUCAAUUUUGGGAUAUCCUCUGUGUUUAACGAAGCAGGUCAUUCUCUGCCACUGCCACACUGUUUGUUAGUCAGGCAUUUGACAUCUAUUUCAAAAGCAUGUGAAAAGAUGAAGUGUGAAGCACAAAUGUAGGCUGUAGGUAAAGGUGUGUCUAGCUUAUUGGCCAAAUACUGUAUGAUUAGUUCCUGGAUGUUGAUGAUCUAAACCUGAUUAUGAGAUUACAUAAGUAAUUGGAGAAGAAAGGGACUACUGAAAAUGAUGCUUUGGCUUAGCGCAAAAAAUUAAUGUUGCGGUAGUUCAGUGCUAGGUUUAAACAUACCUCUCUAUGUACGGGCUGAUCUGAAGCCAGAUAUCUUAUGCUCUUAAUCUUCGAAAAUGCUGCAUUUGUUCUGUGCGAAAA